Saccharomycodes ludwigii is the source of this 1671-nucleotide messenger RNA. RefSeq lists its product as uncharacterized. The transcript has a single exon. The record is from RefSeq and is a predicted model, not a curated record. Lineage: Eukaryota; Fungi; Ascomycota; Saccharomycetes; Saccharomycodales; Saccharomycodaceae. The coding region runs from base 1 to 1671 and encodes 556 amino acids.
AUGAAAAAUUUAUGUGACUUACCAGAUGAUAUACUGUUGAAUAUAAUAUCAAGAGUAUUGUUUAACGACAAUAUUAAUGGUGCCAAUAUAACUAACACUAAUAAUAGUAUUAUAACGUGCUUUGGGCUUCCACGGUCAGCGCCUGCAUCUACUGAUGCAUCGCACCAAACAAUAACCAACUUUUGCUCACCAAGCAGAUAUAAGGUGUCCGAAAUACUUCAACAAAGCAAUUAUAACUGGAGGUUCAGCAGCUAUAAAGUUUCUCAACUACACAAAGACAAAUCGGUUCUUAAUAUAGCAUUAUUGAAUAAAAAAAUCUUUAAAAUCGUCAGUUUAUUAUCAAGUCCAAAUAUGAUUUCCUUUGUUAGAAAUAAAGAAGUUGAAUCACUUUUGAUCAGGAAACAAGAAUUAUCCUCUUUUCAGAAACAAAUACUAUCUUCUCCAAGCUAUUCAAUUUUAUAUUUUCGAUAUUCAAUUACAUGCUUAGAAAUCCCAGUGUGGAUAGAUAUGGAUAGAUAUAAUUUAAUCGACACUUUCCCAAAUGUUAAUUGUCUAAAGUUAUUUGGCAUAAGUAAAAGCAAUAACACCUUCCAGUAUAAUAGCAUGAAAAAAGAUACCAAAAAUAAAUGGAAAUUAAAACAUCUAAAUUUCAUAUGCCAACCAAACCUUUUUGACUUUCUAUUAGCAAAAAUAAAUUACCAAAAUUUUUUGUCUUUAUCCAUAUUAUUUGAUUUUGCUGUAUUGGAAAUUAAUGAUAAUAAUAACAAUAUAGAACUGUUUCUAAAUCACCUUGCAUCCAGUAUAAAUUCAGGCAAUUUACAAAUCUUAACUGUGAUAAAUAGAGCAUCUUUCUUUAUCGGCGAUUUACCUUUUAUUUCAGAUUUUUUGCUCAAAGCCGGCCAUACAACUUUGAAAGAGCUCUCGUUUUACAACUCCACCUCUAAGAAUGAAGCAAUGAGCAAGGAAACUAUGUUAUACAUACAACAUCAUGUAAACGAUCAUUACCCACGAUUUAUGCACAUAAUUUCAAAUUUACCGCAUUUGAAAAAGCUUAGAUUGGAAGAUAAUGUAUUGAAAACGUUAGGGUUACCCAAGGUUCUUGCACAAGCACAUAAUACCUCCUUUACAGAUAACUGUUCAGUAGAAAAUUUAGAGAUAAUAUCUAGAGCAUUUUCAGUUGGUAUCAUUAAACCAUCAUUAUUAAAUGCCCUAAUUCGACUCUUGAUAGCCCAUUUAACAGAGUUCAAUUUCAUAUAUGGCCAAUUUACUGAGUUUGAGACCUUCCAAGUGUCAGAUCUUUGGAACCACGUUAUAAAUGAAGACGAACUCGUAUCUGUUACUCCUACAACUGCUAAUAAUCAUCCUCGUAUUAAACCCUUGCCAAUAUUGAAAAUUUAUUUGGCAUGGCAUAUCAUAAAUGAUUCACAAGAGUUUAUGUUUAAUGAAAGGGCUACUUUGCAAAAACAACAACCUAGUUAUCAACAACACAAUAAUACCAUACCCUGGAUGAAGCAAUGGGAAACCUACCUAUACCUGGGUGAUUCCUAUAAAAACGUUGGAAAUUCUUUCCCAGGGAAUGACUCCGAAAAUACAAUUUCUUUUUGGCAUAGUUGGUGCGAGUUUCAAGAUGCUGAUAGAUAUGCUAUUCAAAGAGUUUCCAGGCUAUUGUAA